UGAGUAUUUGAGAAGACAUGAUUUAGUGAUUAUUGAGCGAGACAACUGAAAAGUGAAAUGUUCAAAUGUAAGACAUUUGCUCAAUAGGUACGCUAAUUGCUAUUUGGUAUUAAUCGUUUCGUAAAUUAUUAUAAUAUAAUUAUACGGCGAUCAGCCAAGUACCAAUUCUUGGCCAUCAUAAUGUUUACUAGAGCGAAGGUCGAUGAUAUUUGUACUACAAAACGACACAUUUGUCAUAUUUAGUAGACAAACAAGACGAGAGAAUGUUUAGACUAUGAUAACUAUCAUACAUACUGAUUAUCUUCUUGGAGAAAUAUUGAUCUACAUUGAAAAUUUGGAACAACGUCUAUCAAAACUUAUAUUUUUUACAAAUAGUAUAAUCUAAAAAUAAAAUGACGCUGUUCUACAAAAAUCUCGGGGUGCCAUGCAAAUGCAUCAUAUCAUCUAUGAAUAGUGAUGGUAUACUAAUUCGCAAGUUAUCACGAUAUGUUUCUCGAUACCAAACUCAUGAGAUUUCUAUUGCAAAAAAUCAAUUAUGGCCAAUUCGAUGUUUUUCUACGAUUAAUGAUGAUAGUUCUGAUAAUAUAAAAGCAAAACCAGAAGAAAAAGACCCAUUAUUAAAGAGUGUUCCGGUUAAAAAGGUGUUAGAUAAAGUCAGCUUUGAAAAAAAUGUUGAUAAAGUCCAAAGACCAGAAAAAUCUGUUGAUCGAAAUUAUAUUACUGCUCGCCGUGCAAUGACUGAGUUCAUGUUGAAAUCAACUGAUCUAGAAGGCCUUAAAACUAUCAAACGGCGAUCUCCAUUUGAUGACGAGCCUCCAAUAAAUGUUUAUUGGCGAAAAGAUGUUGUAGCCAAAGCAUCUGAAGUUUGGGGGUCUCAAGAAGGUUUAGUGACUCAACUAAUUAAGAGAGAAAUUGAGAGAAAGAAAAAACAACAAACAAUGUUUACAAUCAAAGCACAUAGAAGAAGUAACCGUCGACAGACCUUAAACAAAAAUGAUCUCAAAACACAAAAGUCAUCAGGACUGUUUGGUGACUCUGGUCGUGUUGUCUUGACAGCUGUUUUCAUAAAUGGUAUGAAUACAAUUUUCAAAGGUUUGGCUUGGUUCUAUACUGGAAGUCACAGCAUGUUCUCAGAAUGUAUACAUUCAAUGGCUGAUACAAUUAAUCAAGUCAUUCUUGCAUUUGGUAUUUAUAAAUCUGUCCAAAUAGCAGAUUCAUAUCACCCGUAUGGGUACUCAAACAUGAAAUAUGUUGCUUCUUUAAUAUCUGGAGUGGGAAUCUUUUGUAUCGGCUCUGGACUUUCCAUUUACCAUGGUGUAACAGGACUUAUUCAUGCUGAACCAUUAGAUUCUCUAUUUUGGGCAUAUUUUGUACUUGGUGGCUCAUUUAUAUCUGAAGGAGCAACAUUAGCAGUUGCUAUCAAUAACAUUAAAAAAUGUUCCAAAGAGUCAAAGAUUUCUUUCUUACAAUAUGUGUUACGAGGUCAUGAUCCUACUGUCAAUGUUGUGUUAUUAGAAGAUUGUGCUGCUGUAUUAUCUAUUGGAGUUGCCGCUGUAUGCAUGUCAUUAACAUCAUACUUAAAUACUCCUAUACCAGACGCUGUUGGAUCAUUACUAGUUGGUGGCAUUUUGGGCACAGUUGCCUCCUUCAUUAUUUACACUAACACAUCUGCUAUAGUUGGUCGUUCCAUUAGCUUAACAUAUUUAAACAAAAUCAAUGCUGAAUUGGAAUCUGAUGUUAUGAUAAGGGCUAUACAUGAUGUAAAAGGCAUUGAUAUGGGAAACAGUUUGAUUAGAUAUAAGGCUGAGUUGGAUUUUGAUGGAAGAGAAUUAGCUAAACAAUACCUAGACAGACUUGAUCCUGAAGCAUUGAUGGCUGAAGUCAGUGCAAUUGAAAAUGCAGAUUGCGCCGAGGCAUUCUUAUUGAAACACAGUGAAAAUAUAAUUGACAUGAUAGGUGGAGAGAUUGAUAGAAUUGAAUGGCAGCUAAGGUCAAAAUUCCCUGAAAUAAGGCACUGUGACUUAGAAAUACUUUAGAUAUUUCUUUCCUCUUAUUUAAUUAAUAUACUAUCCAAAUAACAUAAAUUGCUGACUGGUGAAGCUUAUGAUCAAAUAGGUUUUUGCAUAACAUGAUAACAUGGCAAAAUAUGAUCUUGUUUUACAUGUUCAUUUUAAACUUAUUAUUAGUUAUUAUAAUAAACUUAAAUGUAUGCAAUGUAAUUUUGCUAACUUAUAUGAAAUACAAAUGUACGUAUGUAUUUUUUCUAUGUGUUAGUAUUUAUUACACACUUAAUUGUUAAAUAUGAUAGUUGAGAAGAAAUAGUGUAUAUUGAAAAUAAAAAAAUAUGUUAUUAAAUAGGAA
This is a messenger RNA of Myzus persicae (green peach aphid), 2361 nucleotides long. It is a transcript of the gene ZnT49B, whose product is annotated as zinc transporter 9. Gene Ontology annotation, biological process: zinc ion transport; transmembrane transport. The transcript has 3 exons. Gene Ontology annotation, cellular component: membrane. The record is from RefSeq and is a predicted model, not a curated record. Gene Ontology annotation, molecular function: monoatomic cation transmembrane transporter activity. NCBI's taxonomy places the organism in Eukaryota, Metazoa, Arthropoda, Insecta, Hemiptera, Aphididae. Bases 393 to 2036 code for a protein of 547 amino acids.